Molecule: messenger RNA, 2419 nt
Organism: Ceratotherium simum simum (southern white rhinoceros)
Lineage: Eukaryota; Metazoa; Chordata; Mammalia; Perissodactyla; Rhinocerotidae
Source: RefSeq, a predicted model, not a curated record
UGGCCGCAGAGGCUCUCGCACUGGCCCAGCUGCCGCCCACAGCCUCCACGGUGCCGGCACUUCGAGAGGAGGCCACGCUCCACGGGGAUGCCCGGAGGAGAGACAGUGUCGGAGCCGCAGGCCGUGCACAGUGCCCUGGAGAAGCCGCCCACCACGGCGAUCCUGUGCCACACCUGCGGCAGUGUGUGCAAGGGGGAGGUGCUGCGCGUCCAGAGCAAGUACUUCCACAUCAAGUGCUUCGUCUGCAAAGCAUGUGGCUGUGACCUGGCCGAGGGCGGCUUCUUCGUGCGGCAGGGCGAGUACAUCUGCACGCGGGACUACCAGCGGCUCUACGGGACCCGCUGCUUCAGCUGCGACCAGUUCAUUGAGGGCGAGGUGGUGUCGGCGCUUGGCAAGACCUACCACCCCGACUGCUUCGUCUGUGCCGUCUGCCGGUUGCCCUUCCCCCCCGGGGACCGAGUGACCUUCAACGGGAAGGAAUGCGUGUGCCAGAAGUGCUCCCUGCCCGCGUCGGGGAGCAGCAGCGCGCACCCGUCCCAGGGCCUCUGGAGUUGCGGGGGCUGUGGCACAGAAAUCAAAAACGGCCAGUCCCUGGUGGCCUUGGACAAGCACUGGCAUUUGGGCUGUUUUAAGUGCAAGACUUGCGGGAAACAGCUGAACGCAGAGUACAUCAGCAAGGAUGGGCUGCCCUACUGCGAGGCCGACUACCACACCGAGUUUGGCAUCCGCUGUGACGGCUGUGACAAGUUCAUCACGGGGCACGUGCUGGAGGCGGGGGAGAAACACUACCACCCCUCGUGUGCACUAUGCGUCAGGUGCGGCCGGAUGUUUGCGGAGGGCGAGGAGAUGUACCUUCAAGGCUCCUCCCUCUGGCACCCGGCGUGUCGACAGGCGGCCAGAACUGAAGACAAGAACAAGAUGCAGAACCAGGGUUGCAGUCAGGGUUACCCGGGCUCCACUCCCCAUGCCUUACAGGAAACCAGAACUUCCUCAGAGAGCAUCAUUUCGGGUCCUGCUUCCAGCACCUCAGGGUCUCCGAGCCGCGCAAUUUAUGCGAAGCUGGGCGAUGAGAUUCUCGACUACAGAGACUUGGCUGCUCUUCCCAAGAGCAAGGCCAUCUACAACAUCGACCGCCCCGACAUGAUCUCCUACUCGCCCUACGUCAGCCACGCGGCAGGAGACAGGCAGAGCUGCGGCGAGGGGGAUCAGGACGACCGCUCCUACAAGCAGUGCCGGACCUCCAGCCCGAGCUCCACGGGGUCGGUCAGCCUUGGGCGUUACACCCCGACCUCACGGUCGCCCCAGCACUACAGCCGUCCAGCUGGUACUCUGAGUGUCGGUACCAGUAGCUGCCUGUCCCUGUCCCAACACCCAAGCCCUACCUCCGCGUUCAGACAUCAUUACAUCCCCUACUUCCGAGGCAGCGAAAGUGGCCGGAGCACCCCCAGCCUCUCGGUGCUCUCAGACAGCAAGCCUCCCCCCUCCACCUACCAGCAGGCUCCUCGCCACUUCCACGUCCCAGACACGGGCGUAAAAGAUAACAUCUAUAGGAAACCCCCCAUCUACAAACAGCAUGCCGCGAGGCGAUCGGAUGGCGAGGAUGGAAGUUUUGACCAGGAUAACAGGAAGCAGAAGACCAGCUGGCUGAUUCUCAAGGGGGAUGCGGACACCAGGACUAACUCUCCAGACCUAGACAGCCAGUCCUUGUCCCACAGCAGCGGGCCCGAUAGAGACCCUCUCCAAACAACACAAGGGGACAGCUUUUACUCACGAUGCCCCUAUUCCAAAUCUGACCCUCUCCCAGGACAUGGAAAGAAUGGCUUGGACCACCGGAAUGCCAAUCUGGCCCCUUGUGGAGCAGACCCGGAUGCCAGCUGGGGCACGCGAGAAUACAAGGUCUAUCCUUAUGACGCGCUCAUCGUGACAAACCGGAUCCGCGUGAAACUGCCCAAAGAUGUGGACCGGACGAGGCUGGAGAGACACUUGUCACCGGAGGAGUUCCAGGAAGUGUUUGGGAUGAGCAUGGAAGAAUUUGAGCGCCUGGCCCUCUGGAAGAGGAACGACCUCAAGAAGAAAGCCCUGUUGUUUUGACGGCCACCAAGGCUCCUGACCACGCGUGCCAGUGGCAGAGCCACGGGAAACCUGGCGAGAACCACGAAAACCCCUCCUCUUGCACCUGGCUCUGGCUUCUCUGUGUCGACGGGUGGUGGUGGGCACCUGGGGGGCUGCGCUGGGGCUGGGGCGGGAGGAGGCCCCCCAGCGGGGGCAGCCCCUGUUUCUGCCAGUGACCCCCUGCCUAGUUUAGGGCCCAGGCACCUGGCUUUGCACUGCUCCUUCCCCGCUGUUGCUUGGCAUCAGGGAGAUGCUGCAAAGUAGCCCAGGAGAUGGAGGGACGUUUACACAGCCGCAGCCCACCUUC